AUGGCUGGCCAAGAAGAUUGUGCUUCUGUUCUCGAGCAGUUCAUCUAUGAUGGAGCCAACCUCCCUGCAGAGAUCAGUCAUAUGAUGGAAGAGAUCGAGGCCAAGAGCACAGAGAUGCAGAAGCAUUUGACUCUCAUUCAUACGAAGGAUGCAAAUCUGCAGAAGAACAUCAAGGCCAAUGGCGUUCUGCAAGCUCAUCCCAAGGAAGCCGAGUAUCACGAGCAAGUGAAGAAGCACUACGACGCAGUGGCUAAGCUCCAGCAGCAGAAGGUGCAGUUGAGUGAGAGGGCGGUCAGUAUGCUUGAGCGACAAAUUCGACGGUUUGAUGGCAAGAUCCGAGAACUUGCAAACGACAAUCAAUUAUCUACUGAAGGAUUACCGAGCUCCUUCAAUCGCAAACCUGACAGGCCGUUCGUGGACACUGGUCAAACUGUGCCCCUACAGAACUCUUCCAUCAGUGCUCUCAACGCGAAUGCACAUCGUGCUAAUGCAGAAGCUCAGGCGAGAGCGCAUCAAGCCCAAGUCACCGCAGCGAAAGCUACAGCCCAACGUCCGUCACCUGUCACACCGAUUGCUGCCCAAGCGCAGCGCCAGCGCGAACGCGAAGCUUCUCAGGGUGCUGAUAGCAAACGACGCAAACUGGGCAAUCCUUUGGCUAAUGCAAACAUUCCAGCUCAGCCAUCUAAUUUAAGGCAGUCAUCCCUCGGGCCAGGUACACCUAAAGCAGGAACCCCAACUGCAGUCAAUCCUGCAGGCAGUCGAGCAGGUAGUGUCCCUCGUACAACCGUGACGGCACCACAACCAAACACUGUCGCGCUCAAGAAGUCGGCUUUGGCCAAAAAGGUCAUGACGAACCAAGGCAUCAAAGCUAAGAACAAGCAUGCCAAAAGAAUGUCUUCAGUCACUGGUCGAAAGAAGACGCACUCGCCAUCUGGCCGAAGUGGCCGCGCUGGGACGGCUGCUUCCGAAGAAGAAUCAGUCCUGUCUUCAGCAGAUGCAUCAGAAACAGACGCCUCCCAAAGUCGCUCUAGAGGUGGUCGUAAGAAGAAGCACCUUGUCAAGGAAGAAGCUACCGAGGAGGCUGAGACGACCAUGGAAGCCUUCAAGAGUGAGCAGAAGACGCAAGCUGUAGAGGAGCUUGCACGAGAUCCGCAUAGCAAUGUCUCCUCGUCUGAUGUCGAGAAAGUCAUCAUGGACGAGAGCAAGAAAGCUGGAGCUGUCGCAUUGUCCUUCGACCCCAAUGCUAGUCCUGAAGAAAAGGCAGCACAGGCUCGGGCAGUCACCAAUAAUGUCAAGGCCGGUCGCCCGCCGAAAGCAAUGGGCAUAGCUACGGACCUGGAUACCAAAGGUCCGGACGACUAUAAGCUCCCGCCUCCCUCGAUCAAUGGAGCCAUCCCGGCGACGUCCAACGGCGAUGUAGCGCCCAACGGGGUACCCAAAAGUCAAGAGAGCGACUGGGACAAAGUUGGCUGGGAGCCACGCUUCGGCACAGGAGAGACCGCAUCUCAGAAAGAGGAAGAUGACCGGAAUUUGCUUGACCACCAGACUUGGGUUGAGAGCAAGCUCGAGGACAAGUUCUUCGGUGAUUGGUACCACAAUGCCGCCGUGAUAGUCUUUGCCUGUCUCUCCUCCUGGCUGAUCGCUGAGCUGGGAGGCGGCCUGGCCUGGGUCUUCAUAGUGAUGGCAGCUUGUGGCACAUACUACCGCACAUCAAUCAGACGAGUCCGCCGAAACUUCCGGGACGACAUUACUCGCGAAAUGGCCAAAGCGAAGCUGGAGACCGACCACGAAAGUCUCGAGUGGAUCAACAGCUUUCUCGUCAAGUUCUGGCCAAUAUACGCUCCACAGCUGGCCAUGGGCAUUGUCCAAUCUGUCGAUCAAGUGUUGAGCACAUCGACUCCGGCGUUCCUCGAUUCUAUGCGGCUCAAGACCUUCACCCUAGGAACGAAGCCUCCUCGACUAGAGCACGUCAAGACAUACCCUCGUGCGGAGGACGAGAUCGUCAUGAUGGACUGGAAGUUCAGCUUCACGCCUACUGAUACUAUGGAUAUGACUGCUCGCCAGCUGAAGAACAAGGUCAACCCAAAAGUGGUUCUGGAGAUCCGCAUAGGCAAAGCCAUGGUCAGCAAAGCCAUGGAGGUCAUCGUUGAGGACUUUGCAAUUAGCGGCUUGAUGAGAGUCAAGAUGAAGCUCCAGAUCCCGUUCCCGCACAUUGAGCGAGUCGACAUCUGCUUCCUUGGCCGCCCAGACAUCGACUAUGUCUGCAAACCUCUCGGUGGUGAUACCUUCGGUUUCGACAUCAACUUCAUCCCAGGCCUGGAAACUUUCAUCAAAGACCAGAUUCACGCCAAUUUAGGACCGAUGAUGUACGAUCCCAAUGUCUUCCCAAUCGAAGUGGCGAAAAUGCUGUCUGGCAACCCCAUCGACAUGGCAAUUGGUGUCUUAGCUGUCACCCUCCACGGAGGUCAAGGUCUCAAGAACCCUGACAAGUUUUCUGGUACACCCGAUCCGUAUGUCAUUGCAUCGCUCAACAACAGCAAAGAGUUGGGCCGAACGAAAACCAUUCACGAGAACGCAAAUCCGAGAUGGGGCGAGACGCUCUACAUCAUUCUUACGAACCUCACUGACGCGCUUACGCUGGUACCAUAUGACUACAACGAGUUCCGCAAGGACAAGGAGCUCGGCGUUGCCACCUUCGCUCUCGACAAGAUCGAGUCUGGUGAGCAUGAGCACGAAAACUUACAACUCGAGGUUUUGGCCAGUGGCCGGUCGCGAGGAGUCCUUCAGUGCGACGUAAGAUUCUUCCCAGUCCUUACCAAUCAGAAGCUCGAGGACGGCACAGAACUCCCUGUCCCGGAAUCGAAUACGGGUAUUGCGCGUAUAAGCAUCGAGCAAGCUAAAGAGCUUGACGGGAGCAAGAGCUUAGUUGGACAGCUUAAUCCAUAUGGCGUUCUUCUACUUAAUGGGAAGGAGAUCCACGUUACUGGAAAGUUGAAGCGCACCAACAACCCUGUCUUCCCGGACGCAAGCAAGUCCAUUCUAGUCACGGAUCGCAAGAAGGCGCGGGUUGGCCUCGUCAUCAAGGACGAUCGUGACCUUGCUGCGGAUCCUGUCCUCGGGACGUACCAGGUCAAACUGGACGACAUGAUGAAACUCAUGGAAAAGGGCCAAGAGUGGUUCAACUUACACGGCACCAAGAGCGGCCGAGCCAAGAUGUUGAUCGAUUGGAAACCUGUCGCACUGAGAGGAGUCACAGGUGGCAGCGGCGGCUACAUCACCCCCAUCGGCGUCAUCAGGAUUCAUGUGAAGAAUGCCACUGACCUUCGAAAUGUCGAGAAGUUUGGCAAGUCGGAUCCUUACGCCAGAGUGCUGUUGUCUGGAAUAGUCCAAGGCCGGACAGUGACGUUCCAGAACGAGCUCAACCCAACGUGGGACGAAGUUAUCUACGUUCCAAUUCACGCAACUACCGAGAAGUUGACGCUUCAGGUAAUGGACGCCGAGUCACUUGGCAAAGAUCGACCACUCGGUCAGGUCCAAAUCAAUGCCUCAGACUACAUGCAGGAAUCCGACGAAGGCGGCUAUCUUGUUCACGACGAGAAGAGGUCGAUGAGUGAAGGCCUGCGCAUGGGUGGGCAAGGUGUGGCGAAGGGUAUGAUCCACUUCACAGUCUCGUUCUACCCAACGCUCAAUGUUAUUGAUCCCGAAGAGGAGGAAGAAGAGCGCAAGGCGGCCGAGGACCUUGAAAAGACCGCUACAAAUGGCACAAGCGUCAACGGUACCGCCCACAGCUCUGCAGGAUCCACGCCACCGACCCCAACAAUAGCGCAUAGCAAGAAGUCAUCUGUGGACGUCAAGACACCCACAAGUGCCACACGCCCGAGCCUGGAUGGUCGCAAGACGUUGGAUGCUGCUGGAAGACUCUCCACGACAUCUUACCGAGCCCCGUCCAUGAGUGGAAGCUUACUCUCAGUCAAGAAGGAAGCUCCCAAAGUUCGCGUCAAUGUCGAUGAUUUGACUCAAUACGAGAGCGGAUUGCUCAUCUUUCAAAUCAUCGAGGGCACAUUUGCUCAUGAUGACGUGUACUUGGAAGUAGUCAUGGACGACCAUAUCUUCCCAUCUUAUCAGUCUUCGAAAGUGCGGAGCAGAUCGCACAAGUUCAUGGAGACAGGCGAUGCUUUCGUUCGAGAGCUCGACUUUUCGCGAAUAACUGUGCGACUGGUCGAAAAAGCGGACCGAGGAGGCAAGGGCACGGAUGAGGACCACAUCGUUGCGAAAUUACAAGGCCCACUCCUACCGACGCUGCAGCAAUGCCUGUACAAGGAAACUGCACUCACCAUCAAGGGUACCGAUGGCACCAGCAACAAGGUCAGCUUCAAGAUGCGGUAUCUUCCUGUGAAAAUGAAGCUGGACCCCAGCGAGAGUAUCAACAACAUGGGCACAUUGCGUGUGGAUGUUCUUGACGCGACUGAUCUGCCUUCGGCCGAUCGAAACGGCUUUAGCGAUCCGUACUGCAAGUUCAAGCUGAACGGCAAAGAUGUCUUCAAGACGAAAGUGCAGAAGAAGACACUUCAUCCGGCAUGGAAUGAGUCUUCGAACACACCAAUCAAUCUCGAAGUCUUAGAGCCGUUCCAGGCUCAGGAACUUCAUUACACACUAGAUGGAAAGUCAGGGGUCUUGCGGCUCAAGAUGGUCUUUAAGCCAGACUAUGUCACACGGUCGCGGCAAGGUACUUCGACCUUCUCGGGUACAUUCGCGCCGGCCGGCAAGGUCGUAGGAGCACCUGUGAAGGGUGUUGCCAAAGUUGGUGGUGGUGUCAUCAAGGGCGCAUCUUUCUUGAAACGGGGACUGACCGGCCGACAUAGUAGUAAGGACGAGAAGAUGGAGGUUAAUGGCGCUUACGACGAGACCCCACCUCCGAGCACACCAGCCGGCACACCACAGCGUGCAGGCGCGCUUCAGGACACCGCCAACUCAACGCCGGGCACACCACUAACGCCGCAUUCACGAAACAAGAGCGGCAGUUCGAUGGUAGGCGGCACACCCGGUGGACCGGAGACAGGAACAGCAAGCUUUAUCAUCGUCUCAGCGUCUGGAUACCCGCCCGAUGCCGACGUGCGGGUACACGUCAAGAUGCUGGGCGCGAAGGGCAGUAAGGAGGUCUUCAAAACCAAGGCCAUUAAGUCGUCUUCGGGCACGGUCGAGUACAACGCAAGCCACGAGAACUUCAAAGUCAACUGUUCGGCCGAUACUCAAUUCCAGAUCUCGGUCAAGGACAAGGGAACGUUCAAGGACGAUGAUCUUGGCGAGGGCAUGUUCUUCGUCUCGGAUCAGGGUGAGGGGUCGGAGCAGAGUGUUAAGGCUGGGUCGGGUACGGUUGUGAUCCGAAGCAGUUUCAAGGCAAAUGAGGGACCUGGUGGUGCGGAUGCACAGAGCCUGCGUCCUUCCACCAGCGGCAGAGAUAGUCCUGAUGCGAAGCGUGACGGUGGACAUAGAAAGAGCUUCUUUGGGCGGAGGGAUGUCAGUGGAAGGCAUGAGGCUGCGAGUAAGGAGUAA
Messenger RNA from Cyphellophora attinorum, 5553 nucleotides. RefSeq lists its product as uncharacterized. Gene Ontology annotation, molecular function: lipid binding. The record is from RefSeq and is a predicted model, not a curated record. The coding region runs from base 1 to 5553 and encodes 1850 amino acids. NCBI's taxonomy places the organism in Eukaryota, Fungi, Ascomycota, Eurotiomycetes, Chaetothyriales, Cyphellophoraceae. The transcript is spliced from 6 exons.